AAAUUAAAAUGCCGAGAACAAGUGAAAAGCAAAAACUUCUAAAAUUAUUAGAAGUAACAGCGCUAAAUGAUUUGAUGAUUCUGGAAUUCUUUUGUGAGGACGAAGAAGAGAAAAAAAACAAAGAAGAUGAAAUAUUGGAGGAACUUUCAAUUGUGUUGGCCCUAGGUGUAGAAUGCAGAUACAGUGUACCAUUUAUCCAAAAUAGCGUGCCUAAAUGUAAGGUAUUUUUAAAAGAAGUUUUAUGGGAACUUGAUGAAAGCAGAUUCAAGAAGAUUACUCGUAAGACUUGGAAAACGUUCGAUGUUAUUUUAAAUUUAAUAAAAGAAGAUGAACUUUUCCACCAACCCCGAUCGUGCAAGCAAUUUCCUCUUGAAACACAACUCGCAAUUGUAUUGUAUCGCUUAGGCUCAAGCGGUGAAGGAGCUACUCUCUCAAAAAUUGCUGGGUUGUUUGGAAUAAGUGAUGGUGGUAUCAUUCAGAAUUUAACUGAAAGAAUAUUUAAAGCGCUAUUAAAACACAAAGAUGAAUAUCUAUUUUGGCCAAAUACGGAUGAAAGAAAAAAGCUUGUGUCAGAAAUCUGGAAUGAAUUACCCAAAUGUGUGGGAUACGUUGAUGGCACUGAAAUAACAUUAGCGGAAAAACCUUCGCAAGACCCAGAAGCGUACUUUUCACGGAAGCACAUCUACUCUGUUAAAGCUCAAGCCGUGUGCGAUAAUAAACUGCAAAUACGACAUUUGGUGUUAGGCUAUCCAGGUAGCGUGCACGAUGCACGUAUAUUUAACAAUUGCAUGGCAAUGGCAUGA
Molecule: messenger RNA, 803 nt
Organism: Anastrepha obliqua
Lineage: Eukaryota; Metazoa; Arthropoda; Insecta; Diptera; Tephritidae
Exons: 3
Coding region: 9-803 (264 amino acids)
Source: RefSeq, a predicted model, not a curated record